AUCCGCAUCAGCCCACACCAUGUCGAGUCAAGCAGGUUGGAAUUCAGUAACGGGCAUUGCGACCCUAUUGCUGGAUGGCAAUUUGACUGCCAUUGCUAUUGCGAUCGUGAUCGCCUUCGGCGUUCCCAUUUUUCUGCAUCUCGUCUUCUAUCGCGCAGCAGCGUCGCCGCCGUCGAGUAACUUUCUCCUGUUGGGCCCCAGCGGAGCUGGCAAGACAGCUUUCACGACCCUGCUCGAAUCCAAGUCUGCGCCAGCUACCAAAAAGUUGCACAGCACGCACACCUCCCAGACCUCAACUCUCAUCACAGUCACUCUACCCCCGACGGUCCCCACUGCGUCCAACCGCUACCGAUCCGUGAAUGAUCCCUCUUUGAAAGAAGCCUCGAAGAACCCGGUCCAGUACCGCCUGCGGGAUACCCCCGGCCAUGGCAAGCUGCGUGCCUCCCAGGGCAUCGCCGAGCUCCAGGCAAUGGCCACAUCCACCGACACCAAGACCAAGCUUCGUGGCGUGAUCUUCAUGGUAGACACCGCCGCUCUGGUGGAUGAGACCAUUCUCCGGGACACCGCAACCUACCUGCACGAUGUUCUUCUGGUUCUUCAGCAGCGCGCGCUGGGCAAGGGCAAGUCGUCCACGAAACGGGCCGCCGAGAUCCCCGUUCUGGUCGCCGCGAACAAGCAGGACCUGUUCACGGCUCUUCCUCCAGGUUCAGUGCGGGAGAAACUGGAAGCGGAGAUUGAUCGUAUCCGCAAGUCCAAGACUAAGGGUCUCAUGGACGCCAGCAUGGACAGUGCCGCCCUGGAUGCUGAGGAGGAGGAUGUUCUGGGCGACGAUGAUGCUCAGGGUGUCUUCGGCUUCAAGCUUCUGGAGCAAGUUGGCAUCAAGGUUGACGUGACUGGUGGUGCCGUCAAGGGCGACCAACAGGAGGAGUUUGGCUCUGGCGUGCGUCGCUGGGAAGAGUGGGUGGGCAUGUGCCUGUGAGAGAUGAGAAUCUCCAAGCUUUCGCUUGAUCUGGAGUUAUUCUGGCUAUGAUAUUCUGAAUAGUUCUUGCGCUAUCGCUGGUGCACUUUUGGAUCUAGCCUUGACCUUUGGAUUGGACAUGCACUUCUUGUACCUAUACUGGGCUGCUGGUUGUGAUCGCAGGUAGCAUCACAAGCUCGGCCCUUGAUGAAAUCAAAUUCCCCGCUUAUCAAUCUUAUUC
Penicillium subrubescens is the source of this 1199-nucleotide messenger RNA. Its product is annotated as signal recognition particle receptor subunit beta. The record is from RefSeq and is a predicted model, not a curated record. Lineage: Eukaryota; Fungi; Ascomycota; Eurotiomycetes; Eurotiales; Aspergillaceae. The transcript has 2 exons. Bases 20 to 979 code for a protein of 319 amino acids.